Orbicella faveolata is the source of this 2176-nucleotide messenger RNA. RefSeq lists its product as uncharacterized. The record is from RefSeq and is a predicted model, not a curated record. Gene Ontology annotation, biological process: regulation of DNA-templated transcription. Gene Ontology annotation, molecular function: DNA binding; DNA-binding transcription factor activity, RNA polymerase II-specific. Lineage: Eukaryota; Metazoa; Cnidaria; Anthozoa; Scleractinia; Merulinidae.
CAUUUUAAUGAAGGAGCAAGACAAAUUCUUGAGAAUGGAAAGACACUGGUCUAUGUUUGAGUUGCGGUAAAUAACAACUGACAACCAAGUAAAAUCUCACUGUAGAAAUUGGGAAUUACAUGGAACACUAAGAUUUCUAUAAGAUGAAGAUACUUUUUUCUUAGUAAGAAAGUCACGAACGGAGAUAGCUGGCCAAUCGACUGCAUGUUUGGGAGCCCUACGCUCCUGCAGUGAUGAAUAGAACUGGUGAGUGACAUUAUAACUAUUCUAUUUUCCUCUUGCUGUGUGUCUUGUUGCUUCCAGAAGUUUAGUGUUACAAAAAUAUCGCUGAGAUAAAUAUCUUGUCUUUAGUCCACGGAUCUGUUCGAUAUGAAACCGCUUUUUUAAAAGGCAGCAUAACAACGUUUGUGUUGGACAUUUUUCGUAGUCUAACUGGCCAGUUCGUAUUUAUACGUUUCAUGCAGUAUAAUGGAGAUUUUGGAUGCGUGAUAUGGGUCAAUUUUCUCAUCCUGCCGGGACUAGGGAAUCUGUGAACUCAUUAGUGCUCUUUCAUUUCCUUUUAAGAUAUAUUUCCCAUAAGGUGUCGGUUCUCGUGUUUUUAAGUGAUUUCCUGGGGAGAGGUGGCUAUCUAUUAUAGCAUUUGAAACCAAACAAAUUAUCUUUGACAAUCUGUUAUGGGAGCUAUUUAAUACUUACGGUGAUUUAUUAUCAUCCCGGUUAGCUUAUAUUCAUUUAUUUCGACAUUACAAUUGAACGAAAGCGUGUUUUUUUUUUUUGCGACAUUACUGCAACUUUGUCAACAACACCAAAAUGUCAUCCUUUACUAUCGAUGCAAUACUGGGAAAACGACAAGAAUAUGCUGCUGUCAGGACGGUUGAAUGCAGUGCUGGAAACGCCGAUGAAGAAAAACGUGAUGGCAACAUGGGGUUUGUUAAAGAAAAGCGGUUCACGAGUGAAGAGGAGGAAAAUUGCAAGGACGAUUUGAAGACAUUUUUCUCACACGAUGCCUGCCUCAUUCUUAAAAGGCGGCGACGGCGCACGGCAUUUACCAGUGGACAACUGAAAUCACUAGAACAUAAAUUUACGAAAAAGAAAUACUUAUCCAUUAGCGAAAGAAACAACUUGGCCAAGAGCCUAAAGUUAAGCGACGCUCAAGUCAAGACGUGGUUUCAAAACAGACGGACCAAGUGGAAGAAACAGAUCUCUACAGAACUCGAGUCAGACCUGCUCGAGGACAGGAACUCCUCGCCUUGUGUUUACGCACAGCGGUACUCACCUUUUCAAUCCGGAACGUUCUUCAGCCAAAACAUGCCGACGCCAAAAGUGGAAGCUUGGAGUUAUCCUUUAGAAAAUUGGUUCCAGACAAGUUAUUUGCAAGACAUGUAUUCAAAUAUGUCUUUGUACAAUUACAUGUCUACCUACCACUGAAAAACAACCAUUAAGAAACCCUGAACUCGAGUGUCUUGACUGAAAGUGAACAUGUUUUAUUGACAUCUAAAUCAUAUAACAUUUAACUAAUAUCGAUAUGUUGAUGCCACGAUAUCUUUUACUUGCAAUAUUUAGUAAAGAUAGAACACCAAUUUGUUGUGUCGAAGCUGUGAGUAAUAAUUGAAGACAGGGAAUUUGUCAUCAUUUGCGCACUGCAGUUUAUAUUCAGCCCAGUGUGAUAUCACAGUGGAACAAGAUCUCCAUUUUUCAUACAGUUUGUAGUGUUAAAUUCCUAUAAUUCUCUGGGUUGCACCAUCGUCCCUUACCUUUGUAUUAACAAUAAUUGGGCUCCAUUCAAAUUAGAUUUUCAUAAAUUUAUCUGCUAUUUGUAUAAGCUUUUCAUUCACUGUCCACAUAAAGUGCUACAAGCACACAGCAGGUUUUCUCCAACACCAUAUUGCAUGAGGAGCAUGAUGGAUCUCCGUAUAAAUCCAUUAUAAAAAGUAUAGAACUAAAUUGAAUUUUGUACUCAAAGUAAAGCGAAAUGAAAUGUUCAGUUGACAGAGUCUUGACAGUACGAAAGCAUUAACGAGCUACAGUAUCUUAUUGGCCUACUACAAAUUUGGUCCACCUACUAGGCUAUGUAUGAUUUAAGUUUUUGAAAGGAGCUCAGUCACGGUUUGCGCAUAUUGAAAGGUUUAGCCUCAAUUCCUCAGAUUCGUUGUUUGUAAUCCGUGUUAAUCUUCUC